This is a messenger RNA of Exophiala oligosperma, 1845 nucleotides long. RefSeq lists its product as uncharacterized. NCBI's taxonomy places the organism in Eukaryota, Fungi, Ascomycota, Eurotiomycetes, Chaetothyriales, Herpotrichiellaceae. The record is from RefSeq and is a predicted model, not a curated record. The coding region runs from base 267 to 1754 and encodes 495 amino acids. Gene Ontology annotation, cellular component: membrane. Gene Ontology annotation, molecular function: carbohydrate:proton symporter activity. The transcript has 10 exons. Gene Ontology annotation, biological process: transmembrane transport; carbohydrate transport.
CAUGGAUCGCCGCUCAAUGACCCGAAAUGAAGUUCCCAUCCCCCGCGGGGUUCCAUAGACAUGGAGAGACAACAAUCGCCUGGUCGGCCUUGAAGCCGACUACUCGAUCAACUGUUGAAUGGUUGAUCCUUUCCUUAAACUACCGUGCUCGUCUUGCCAUUCUCUCGCUUCCUCGUUGCUACAAAGUCUUUCGACUGGCAACUCUUGUUGUUUGCACCUCCCUGAUCGAAUCCAUUUCAAUUUGACGUGAAUUUAUCGGACUCAAUAUGGCUGGCUCAAUGUGGUAUACGUUGGGCGUGUCCUGCUUCGCCGCUGUUGGCACCUUCCUCUUCGGCUUCGACACUGGCAUUGCGACGACAACAAUUGCGCAUCAGUCAUGGAUUGACUAUAUGGGCCAUCCAUCCAAAGGCUUAACCGGAGCCGUCGUUGCCGUUUACAUUGCUGGAGAGGCUGUUGGAGCCCUCACCCAGACAUUUAUUGGUGACGCGUUGGGACGAAUUCGCUUCAUGCAGCUUAUGUGUGUUAUUGUCACCAUCGGAACCGUCAUCCAAACAGCAGCUCAGAAUAUGGGAAUGUUUCUGGCCGGACGCGUCUUGGCUGGGAUCGCUGUUGGUGGUAUGGUCGCAACUGUCCCUAUAUAUCUGAGUGAAAUCUCGGCUCCAAAGCAUCGUGGUCUCAUUGGAGGUAUCUCUGGUUGCGGCAUUUCGCUCGGGACAAUGAUGUCGAAUUGGGUCGGCUUCGCGUGCAGUUAUGCCUCUUACGGUCCGACACAAUGGCGAUUGCCUCUGGGAAUUCAAAUUCCUUGGGGGCUCAUCCUGUUUACCGGCCUUGCUACGUUUAUGCCAAAUUCUCCUCGACAGCUUAUCAGGAAAGGUAAAAUCGAAGAGGCUCGCCGUCACUUUAUGCGCAUUCGACGAGAUCUAAACAACCACGAAGUCCAUGAGGAAUUUGUCUUGAUGCGAGCACAGAUCGAAUUUGAGAUGCAACGUGAGAUCAAGUCUAUCAAGGAAGUCUUCAAGUUGUUUCGUCACAGAGCUCUUGUCUCGAUCGCCGUGCAGACCAUGACUAGUCUCACUGGCGUCAACGUGAUUCAAUACUACCAAACGAUUCUCUUCAAAUCCCUAGGAAUCAACAGCCAUAUGAUUCUAGCCUUGGCUGCCAUUUAUGGAACACUUGCAUUCCUCUCCAAUGUACUCACGACGAAGUUCCUGACUGAUCAAUGGGGUCGACGAAAGAUGAUUCUUGCUGGUCUAUCUGGAAUCAUCGUCAUCGAGAUUUACGCCGCCGUGAUGCAACGUGAAUUUCAAAAUACCGACAACAAAGUUGGUAAAGGAUUUGCGGUGCUUGGAAUCUACUUGUUUGUGGUGACAUACUAUGGCAUGCUGAAUAGUACUACUUGGCUAUAUGGUGCUGAAGUCCUACCUGUCGCUUUACGAUCCAAGGUUAUGGGCUUGGCUGCAGCAUCGCAUUUCAUUGUUAAUGUUGGAAUCACCGAGGCUGGUCCGUCUGCAUUUGCCAACAUCCGCGAGAAUUAUUACUACGUCUUUGUUGGAUGUUCAGCAUUCUUCCUCGUCUUAGCAUACUUGUAUUUUCCUGAGACCAAGCAAAGGACAUUGGAAGAGAUCGCGGCUGCGUUUGGUGACAAGGUCGUGUUGGUCACCGAGACCGAUCUCGCCGUUGAAGAUGCUGUCAUGCAUGAUAAAGCCGAGACUGUACAGCUUGAAAGCACUCAGGGCAAACCAGUGCAACCUUGAAGAACGAGGAAGAGGACACUGUAACACCCUCAGGAAAAUGGAAUCCCGCAAUCAUGAUCAUUCAACCAGGGGGGUUCGACUUGUACCUAGC